Suillus plorans is the source of this 507-nucleotide messenger RNA. RefSeq lists its product as uncharacterized. The coding region runs from base 1 to 507 and encodes 168 amino acids. NCBI's taxonomy places the organism in Eukaryota, Fungi, Basidiomycota, Agaricomycetes, Boletales, Suillaceae. The record is from RefSeq and is a predicted model, not a curated record. The transcript has 2 exons.
AUGGGUCAAGCUCAGGCUGCUCGUACAACUACUGCAGUGCUACUGCUGUCAAGUCAGCAAGUCAGUUCACCCCCGGGCCAUUUGGAUUUUCGUGCCAUACCUCAGCAGUCCAUUCCCUCAGCUAAACUUGGAGUUGCUCUGCUUGGUGAUGAACGGUUUGAGUAUGACAAAACACGAGUCCCAGAGCCACCAACAAUUCACCUUUUGAAGGAUAUUGACAGGUUGUGCGAGGAGUGGGAGAGUUCAAACUUGCUCUGUGUGGGUGGUCGCGGAAUUCCUGUAAAACACUGGGGUAAGUUCUACAAAAGGGCAAAGGGGGUCAAAACAACAGCCUGGGAUGCUCUAAGGGUUGAGUGGGGGAACUGGAAGUUCAUUGCCGAGGAGCGCCAGCAUUACCCAGACACUGCCUCAUUCUGGCAUGCAUUCAGCGACGGAAAUGGCAAGAGGUUUUUGUAUCAGCAAAUCCUUAACAGCAUCGCAGAGCAGCGGACUUCAGCAGCAGCUUGA